AUGAUCGCCGUAGCGUGCUCGACGAAGGCGACGGGCGCCAAGCCAGCCGGACGCGCGCCCCGCGCUGACCCUGUGAAGCGCAUCAACCGAGCGAUUGAGGCUCUGGACUGGCAAGCCGCGCAGGCCGCCCUCGACGUCAUCGACAACGACGGCUACCGGGUGUGCUCUGCGACCGAGGCCGACUGGGAUCGCUACGUCGAGUCGGAAGAGCAAGAGAUGAAAUCGCGCCACUUUGAGUUUCGAGACAACUCGAUAUUCCUCAUCGAGAUGAGCGGUGGACUUCACGGCAGCAUUGCGGAUGGCAUCGACGACGCGAUCAAGGAAGCCACGAGACCAGAGGUCACGGGGACGGAGCAUCGAGUCCUCUGGGCGCACCGCGACGUGUACGUCGACACGACCGACGAGCCAGCGGCAAACAAGCUCCCGAAGCUAGAGCCCGACUGUAGCUACGGUCCAGAUCCCGACAUUGGCGCCAUCAAACCUCCCCAAGUCCGCUGGAACGAGUUCCAUACGCUCAAGGUCGAGGUCGGUGUCUCUCAAGGCUGGCGAAGUAUGAACGCCAAGGUGCUGCGAUACUGCGCAUUUCCAGGCAUUCGCUAUGUCCUCUGCGUCUUCGUCCCGCCUGACAUGAGCGUACGCCAGUACAAGCUUUUCUCGAUCACCAACAACCAGCUUGAAGGGCCAGCCCCAGACCUCGUGGCUCCGAUUCCGAUCACGGCCGCUACGCGCGUGCGAAUGGAUGGGCGCCGUCUCUUGGCGCUGCCGGACGACACGGCCCUUCCCGGGCGCUUUCCCCCCGAGUUGGUCCUUGAUUUGAACCCGAUAUUGAAACGAGCCUCGCGCCUCCAUACAAAGUGACGUCGUCUCGUCUUGGAUCCGACUCUGCGCUCAUACCACCACCACGUUUUGCUAUAAUCAGAAAAACAUCCAUUUUGCCUUGCA
This is a messenger RNA of Saprolegnia diclina VS20, 942 nucleotides long. RefSeq lists its product as hypothetical. The record is from RefSeq and is a predicted model, not a curated record. Lineage: Eukaryota; Oomycota; Saprolegniomycetes; Saprolegniales; Saprolegniaceae. The transcript has a single exon. The coding region runs from base 1 to 858 and encodes 285 amino acids.